Messenger RNA from Podarcis lilfordi (Lilford's wall lizard), 22824 nucleotides. NCBI's taxonomy places the organism in Eukaryota, Metazoa, Chordata, Lepidosauria, Squamata, Lacertidae. The record is from the annotation of a GenBank genome assembly.
GACCCAGAUGGGGAAGAUGAAACAGGUUUGUAAACACAACUGCUUAGAUCUUUUAAGUAAACAAAGGGAUUUUACUCUACUGUGAUAGGAAUUUUGAGGUCUUAGAUAUAUGGUAAUGUUCAUAACCGCACGUACAUAGAUCAGCACAGGAAGACCAACCUGAAGCCAUUUUGAUUCCUAAACUGAGCAAAUGUUUUCUCUGCAAGGUCAAAGUGGAAAAGCGUCCCCAUUGUCUUUUUCUUCACAAAUCCUGUCUUAAGGGUAUGUGUGUGUUUGAAUAGGGUGUGAGCCUGUGACCUGGCCCAGGAACUAAGUAUUUAUCAUUACAAAAGAUUGGACAGGCACCCCAGGAAAUCCAAUCAAGUAACCUGCCAGACAGGAGAUAAACAACGACAGGAGAAAAACAACAUUCAAAUUUCUGUUUAGACCGCCUUUUUUGUGAUGUAGGUAUGAUAUAUCUGAGGGGUGGUCUUAGGUUACACCCCUUCUGUGAUGUAUGAUGUUUCUGGGGGUGGUCUUGAUCUAAAAGGUAAAGGGUAAAGGGACCCCUGACCACUAGGUCCAGUCGUGGCCGACUCUGGGGUUGCGGCGCUCAUCUCGCUUUAUUGGCCGAGGGAGCCGGCGUACAGCUUCCGGGUCAUGUGGCUAGCAUGACUAAGCUGCUUCUGGCGAACCAGAGCAGCACACGGAAACACUGUUUACCUUCCCACCUAUUGAUCUACUUGCACUUUGACGUGCUUUCAAACUGCUAGGUUGGCAGGAGCAGGGACCGAGCAACGGGAUCCCGCUCACACCGUCAUGGGCAUUCAAACUGCCGACCUUCUGAUCGGCAAGUCCUAGGCUCUGUGGUUAAACCCAAAGCGUACAGGGUGGAAAUUUCAAAAGUCUUUAUAACGCCUUGCGCACCAUUUUUCUGGGUCCCUCCUCUCUCCUGCGGGUGAGGGGAGCACCCUGUUGCAACAGAUCAAUAAAGGCCAAGCCUACAGGCUGCUGUUUUGCUCCAAGUUAUCCUAGUUGGUGUCUUUGUUUUUGUCCAAGGGAGCCCUCGGAUUUUUCCGUUAACACUACUGAAACAUUACUGUUUACAACUUCAAAAAGAGGUACAAGUAAUUUUCACCUGUGAGCUGAUAUAUAUGUAUUAAUUAGGUAUCUGUCUAAAAAGUGUUAGGAGAGGCAAUAAUUUUGAAAUCAAACAGAAACGGAAAGAAAAUAGAAGACCAAAGAAGAAUUAAUCCUAAUCAAAGAGGGACAGUCAUUUGUGGACAAAAGAUGGACUUUGUGAAAGUCCCUAAAAGAAAGCUUAGCCGAGCAAAAUCUAAACUGAAAACUCAAAAAAAAACCAAGAUGAAGAUUUUAAGGAUAAUCGCCAAAACAAAAAAACCCAUGUGAAAACUGGAGAAGGCAAGAGAAAAUGAAGGAAUAUGAAGGGGAUAAAUCAAGUUUUGCUUACUUUCCAAACUAACUAGUCUUUGGAUGUAAAAAGGAGCACAUGAAAGAACAUAGAUGGAUAUGAAGUUUGCUUAAAGCACAGUGAAAAAUGGGUAGGAGAAAUGGAAAGUUUUUCUUUUAAAAGGCAGCUGGAGAAGCCAACUGAUGUUAGGGAAAGUGUGAGGUUUUCAUUGCUGAAACUAGAAAAGUCAAGAUUGGGAAGACUUUAGCAUCGGAAAGACUUGGAAGCAAGAAAUGUUGGUGGAUCCAGGCUGAUGAAGUGUAGCUGGUAACACAAUAACUGAAAGCCCUCUGCAAUGUUCUUAGUAAUACUUUGAUAAUAAGUUUUUACUGAAGCCAGGAAUAGGAGAGAUGAGAAGGGGGGGAUUUGGAGAGCAUUGCAGGCAUACUUACUUCUUGUUUCUUGCUAGAAAGUCUGGAAAGUCCUUGUGUGCACCACCUUCCUGAGGUUAUAAGUUCUUUGUUUUUCAUCUAGCCCUGAGAGUGGCAUCUAGUAGCACCUGUAACCCUCCCUUAGAAUGAGUGUGCCAAGAUUUUGGUGGACAGCAAGUGCGGCAGGUAGCAGAAGCAGAAGCAAAAUCCACUCAUCACGGGUCAGAGCAUUUUAUCUACAGUGGUACCUCAGGUUACAUACGCUUCAGGUUACAUACACUUCAGGUUACAGACUCCGCUAACCCAGAAAUAGUGCUUCAGGUUAAGAACUUUGCUUCAGGAUGAGAACAGAAAUUGUGCUCCGGCAGCACGGCAGCAGCAGGAGGCCCCAUUAGCUAAAGUGGUGCUUCAGGUUAAGAACAGUUUCAGGUUAAGUACGGACCUCUGGAACGAAUUAAGUACUUAACCCGAGGUACCACUGUAAUUUGAAGCUAUGGGGGAAUUGCAGAAGACGGGCACCAAAACAUUGUUAAGUUUUUUUUGUUCCUGGAGAUGUUUCUAAAUCCAGAAGGUCCCAAACAUGCCAGCAUUUGAGGAAGAUAAAAAACACAAGCAAAAUGAAGGUGACUUUGCCAAUUCCAUUGUGGAAAAGCAAAGAAGGCAUUUUGAGGAUGAAGCUGCAGAUGUCAAUGAUAAGAAAGAGGUGGCUUGUCCUUGGCUCCUGUGGAGGAGCAGAUGCAGAGCGACUGCUCAGGGAUGUAGCAACUCCAGGACCUUGUGUGAAAGUGUAUUAUUCCUCUUAGGAAAGUUCUUUAAGUCUGAAUCUCAUCUCUCUGCUGUGCCCCUCUAGAUCAAUGGAUCAUCCAGCUUCAAACAAAACUGGUGGUAAAAAUGGUUUUCCACGAUUGAAGGACAUUUGGGUGAGUAUCCCUUUCUUGGCUAGGGAGAAAAUCUCUAUGGCAUUCCGUCUGCAACUCAAUGUGCUAAGACUCUUUCAGGUUGCGGUGACAGUGCUGUCAGAAGAGGCCCUGUUCCAUGUCAUCACAAUGAGGCCCAUCUGCAGGUAGGAGAAGACUUCUUCUUUUCUUCCAGCUCUUCUUUCCUUCAGGCUUCGCAGAGUUCAGUGUACAUGAAGUGAGAGUCGCCUACAUUUGGACUGUGCUGCUUUAGGUAAGUUCACAUUCCACCACUCAGUUGUCUUUUUUCAAGACAAUGUUUUUUCUAUUGGUCUCUCCUUUUUCUCAUUUUCUUUUCUGCUGGUCUCUUCACAGGUCUCUCCAAAGAUCCUACAACACUGAGAUGAAGCCAGCUGUUUUCUUUUUGUUUGUAAGUCCAAGAACAUUCUGGAAACGUCAGAAAACACAAGUUCGUUUUUUUAUAUACUGUAUAUUUGUAUUUCCCAUGAGAAAUUCAGACCUGUAUGUGCACAUUUCUCAGGAGAGUUCUUAAAAAGCGGAUACAGCAGCUAACAUCUUGCACACAGGCCAUGUUUCUCAUAUCGCGUGGAUUGCAACAGGAUGACCACCAAAGAAAGUCUGACGAAAAAUGUCCACGGUGCACCGUUCUCAUAGCCUGGAGGGCUGAAAUUCUUCAUCAGAUUUCUCAGAGUAUCCCUUGCAUGGCUAGGGGGAAAUCUCCAUUGUGUUCCAUCUGCAACUCAUCGUGCUAAGACUUUUUCAGAUUGUGGUGACAGAGUUGUCAGAAGAGGCCCUAUUCUGUGUCAUCACAAUGAGGCUCACCUGCAGGUAGGAGAAGACUUCUUCUUUUCUUCCAGCUCUUCUUUCCUUCAGGCUUCGCAGAGUUCAGUGUAUCUGAAGUGAGAGUCGUCUGCAUUUGGACUGUGCUGCUUUAGGUAAGUUCACAUUCCAUCACUCAGUUGUCUUUUUUCAAAACAAUAUUUUUUUGUAUUGGUCACUUCUUUUUCCUAUUUUCUUUUUUCUCUUCACAGGUUUAUCCAAAGAGCUCUACUUAACAUCUUCAGGUUUUCUUUUUCCUGAGAGAACAUUCACAGAAUGUUCUCUCAGGUUUUGCUUUUCCCCUUGUUGCAUUGCUGGAAAAAAAAGCAAAAGACACUGGUGGUCGGCGCUCCUGGUUCCCAGGACGGGGUUCAAAUCCCUGCGGUGUCCAUGCUUACUUCCAAUGCAACUGCUAUCUCUCUCUAUUCCUCUAUCCCUCUCUAUCUCUCUCUGUCUAUCCCUAUCUAUCUCUUUCUGUCUCUCUAUCCCACACUGCCCAAAUAACAAUUGGCUCCCUUUCUCUUAAGUAUUAGCGUGGGAGGGUGGUGACUUCAGUGACUAGCUUGGAGCUAUUAUAAUGAUUUGUGUUUUUAACUACUUCCCCUCUCUUUUACCAGCAUAGACAAUGAGGCCUAUGAGGCACCGGCAUAUGAGGAGGUGGUGACUACUGGCUACUUAUCGGGACCAACCAUCUGGACCAUCACCUCCAGCCCAGGGACAACCCCAGUGGAGCCCCCUCCGUACAGCGUGGUCAUUGAGCCUCCUGCCCACGGAGAGACUGUGGUCGAGGCGUUCAGUGUUUCGGUGGCACCAGGCCCACGCCGUGCCUCGGAGGCAGAUCUACAGUCCCGGUUCCGCCUCAGGUUGCUUAUGCUGCCAAAACUGCAGCGAUUUGUCUUCGGAUACCCAUGAACUCAAAGGUGUUGAAGAGCGGGCAGAACGUCCGGAGCCCCUCACGCCCCCUCCUGCUUAUGAGAACGCGACUGUGGAGGAGGUCCUUGAAGAAGAAUUUCAGCCCUCCAGGCUAUGAGAACGGUGCACCGUGGACAUUUUUCGUCAGACUUUCUUUGGUGGUCGUCCUGUUGCAAUCCAUGCGAUAUGAGAAACAUGGCCUGUGUGCAAGAUGUUAGCUGCUGUAUCUGCUUUUUAAGAACUCUCCUGAGAAAUGUGCACAUACAGGUCUGAAUUUCUCAUGGGAAAUACAAAUAUACAGUAUAUAAAAAAACAAACUUGUGUUUUCUGACGUUUCCAGAAUGUUCUUGGACUUACAGCGUAGGCUGCUUGGAAGCUGGCUUUAAAGAAGGCUGGACUGGUUGGUGUAAUGAUUGCUGCUCCUUUUUAUUUUUAAAUAACCACAUCUGAAACCAAAUAAACUGAGAUGGCAAAUCUGGGAUCAAAACUACGAACCACAUCUUAAUGAUUUCCAAAUCCUGUUUAAAAGCUUUGAGUCUGAGAGUUUGCAAACUGAGAUUAAUAAAGAAUUCAGCUUCUGAAAAUAGCACUUACUCAAACCAUAUUUCGUUGUUGUUGUUGUUGUUUAGUCGUUUAGUCGUGUCUGACUCUUCGUGACCCCAUGGACCAGUUUGGUCAGACUCAUGUUUGUAGCUUCGAAGACAUAUUUCUUUAUUGUGGAACAAACUGCAUAUUAUGUGCAGAACAGUGAAUUUGUAAAUAUGUAAAAUUAUGAACAUUGAUUGUGUACAAUUGAAUAAUGUUACAGAGAAAUGCAAUUGCUUCCUGCCCUUUUAAGAAACAUACUAGCUGAUUAUCAAGGAAUGCUGUAAUGAAAGAAUUUAUGAAAUAAUUGGAUCACAGAAAAUCUGUCUGUAAAUCUAUUGCAGCCAGGAUACAAACUGAUGGAAUAUAUCCAUUGACCAAGUCCUUUCCUCAACAUUUAUUUUAAUCGGGGGGGGGGGGGAAUAAAUUAUCUAGCAGCACCUUAUAGAUCAACUAAGUUUGUUCUGCUAUAAGCUUUCGUGUGUACACAAAAGCUUAUACCAGAACAAACUUAGUUGGCCUAUAAGGUGCUACUAGACAAUUAUUUAUUUAUUUAUUUAUUUAUUUCGACUGCAUUAGACCAACACGCCUACCUACCUGAGUCUAAUAUAACUUUAAGAAACUUGAAAACAGGACAGUCUGUUUAACAACUGUGUUUAUUGUCUAACCUAUCAUGUACGCUAUAUCACCCUAUACCUGGAGGUCUCAGGGUGGUUCACAGAACAAAAUCAAAAUAUAAAAACAAAAAAAUAUACUGUGGUACCUCAGGUUACAGACGCUUCAGGUUACAGAUGCUUCAGGUUACAGACUCCGCUAACCCAGAAAUAGUACCUCGGGUUAAGAACUUUACCUCAGGAUGAAAGCAGAAAUCGUGGGGCGGUGGGGCAGCGGCAGCGGGAGGCCCCAUUAGCUAAAGUGGUACCUCAGGUUAAGAACAGUUUCAGGUUAAGAACGGACCUCCAGAAUGAAUUAAGUUCUUAACCGAGGUACCACUGUAUAAUCAAAAUUAAAACAAUGACCCAAUAACCUCCCCCACCUCAAAAAAAACCCAAUUCCUGCAUUGCCAGGGGUUGGACUAGACGAUCCUCAGGGUCCCUUCUAACAAUACAGUUCUAUGAUUCUAUAUAAUAUACGGUUCCAUAGUUCGUGGUCAGUGUGUAAGUUCUUGGCUUGUGAAUUGGUUUAAAGAAAAUCAAAGAGGAAACAGGAUAGAACAGGAAAAACCUUCAUUUUAACUCAUUUUCCGAUGGCUGCUCAGUCUUCUGUUCUGAUUCUUUGCCAGCAUUACAUGGCGAUGCCUGGUUCGCAGGAACAGCAUUUGCUUUCAGUUCCUUAGAUAUUGGCUGCAUAUGCACCAAAUGUUUAAAGCACACACACACACACCCCAGAACUGUAAUUUGUUAAGGGUGCUGGGAAUUGUAGCUGUGUGAGGGGUAAACUACAGUUUCCAGGAUUUGCGGUUGGGGUGGUACUGCUUCAUAUUCAUGGUACGUGUGCAGCCAUAGACAAACCUCAGAAUGCUCAGGAGGGGGAAAUCAUAUACAUAUAAAAGGAAAAUCCCCUUUGGCUCAGCUCCACUUCCUAGGCUGACAUUGUCUAAAAUGCAGUGAAACCUAUUGACCACUUUUCUCCUAUUCACUGGAAUUUCUGUGCUUAGGGGACACGGGAUUUCUGGAAACCAUAUGUCCGUAAAGGUAAAGGGACCCCCGACCAUUAGGUCCAGUCGUGGCCGACUCUGGGGUUGCAGAGCUCAUCUCGCUUUAUUAGCCGAAGGAGGCGGCGUACAGCUUCUGGGUCAUGUGGCCAGCAUGACUAAGCCGUUUCUGGCGAACCAGAGCAGCGCACGGAAACUGCGUUUACCUUUCCGCUGGAGCGGUACCUAUUUAUCUACUUGCACUUUGAUGUGCUUUCGAACUGCUAGGUGCUUAGGGGACAUGGGAUUUCUGGAAGGCAUAUGUCAGUAUGGUGUAGCAAUUUCAUGUAGAAGAUGUCAGUAUCAUUUACAAGGGCUGGAAACUUACAGCCAAGGGGGCAUAUCAAAACAUGGCAGGUGAUAUUGAUCACAGACUAUUAGCUAUUUACUAUUAACUGGCUUGGAGCCAGAUGGGCAAGGAUCACAGAGGACUGCUUACAAAGAGCUUCUUAAGAGCCGUUAUCACCCUUUGGACUUUGAUUAUUAUGAUAAAUGGUUAUUAAGGCAGCAGCUCAGGUACAGAGUCACUCUUUAUAGUUCCCUUCCAUGCAUGCUGAGUGAAAACCAGCCCUUGCCGAUUUCUUCCUAAGUUAUUCUCUUCCUGAAAACAACUUUCUGUCAGGUAACAUGUCACGUAACGUCGCCCUGAAAGAGAAGAGAUUCCUCUUCACGUCUGAGUCUGUUGCCGAGGGACAUUCAGGUGAGUGAAUGUGGCUUUCCUGUCCAGCAGUUUGGUGAAUGCAAAAUGUAACUUUCUAAUAGCCUCUUCUGAGGCCUCCAAUUUCCGAAGGAAUGGAAGCGAGUAAGCUUCCAACCAUGGAUAUUUUCAAUUCUUGCUCCAUCCCCACCUGACGGCUCAGCUGGCUUUCACUGGUCUUAAUACAGCAGGUUUAGUGCUUGUUAUGUUUGCUCAGUGAUGGGUACGGUCUUGCUUUGAACUCUUUAAAAGCAUAGCUGUCAACUUUUCCCUUUUCUUGCAAGGAAUCCUAUUCGGAAUAAGGGAAUAGGCUCAACAAGAAAGACCUGGUUAUGUUUAGAAUGAUACCGCAUAGAGAAAUGCUCCCUGAUACCAAGAUGAGGGAUUCCUCUGGAAUGCAGAUAGAGAGAAUUGAUAAGAAUAACGAUCUGUUGUGAGCUUGACGGAAGUGUACAAUAGAUGAGCUUUUCUGCUUUGGCUCAUCUUUCUUUUUCUUUUUUUCUUUUUUUCUUUUUUCUUUUCUUUUAUCUUUCCCAUAGUUGCUUAUGUUCUGUGUCAUGUACUUCGAUAUUUUUUGUAGUUUUUUAGUUUUUUUCAUUACUAUUAAGGAAUUUUCCUUUGUAAUUUUGGUUGUUUAUAUUUAUAUGUACUUGUUUAAAGCAAAAUAAAAGUUAAAAAAAGGGAAUUUCCCUUAAAAAAGGGGAAAUGUUGACAGCUAUGCUUUAAAAGUGCUAUUUUCAAUUAUUUGCAAGAGAGCCUGAAAGAACAGGAUGCAUAAUGCUCUAACAGUCAACUCAGCAAACCAGCAAAUGCCUGAACUUCUCAGGAAAACACCAGAAGCUGCCCUAUACAGUGGUACCUUGGAAGUCAAACAGAAUCUGUUCCGGAAGUCCGUUCGACUUCCAAAACGUUCAGGAACCAAGGUGCGGCUUCCGUUUGGAUGCAGGAAGCUCCUGUAGCCAAUCGGAAGCCACGUCAGACGUUCGGGUUCCAAGGAAGGUUUCAAACUGGAACACUCACUUCCGGGUUUGCGGCAUUCGGGAGCCAAAACUUUAGACUCGCAAGGCGUUUGGGAUCCAAGGUACGACUGUACUGAGUCAGACAAUUGGUCCAUCUAGUUCAGUGUUGUCUACACUCACUGGCAGCAACCCCCCCCCCCCCCGGAUUUCAGGCACAGGUCUGUCCCAACCUACCUGGAGAUGGUGGGGAUUGAACCUGAAGCAUUAUGCAUUCAAAGCAAGUUCUCUACCACUGAGGUAUGUACAUUCUCAAAUGUCAUCCCAGUGGUUUCUUUAUAUAACUGCUUUCUAGCAAACCCCAGUGGAUGUUUGAUGUACAGUGGUACCUCAGGUUACAUACGCUUCAGGUUACAUAUGCUUCAGGUUACAGACUCUGCUAACCCAGAAAUAGUGCUUCAGGUUAAGAACUUUGCUUCAGGAUGAGAACAGAAAUUGUGCUCCGGCAGCGUGGCGGCAGUGGGAGGCCCCAUUAGCUAAAGUGGUGCUUCAGGUUAAGAACAGUUUCAGGUUAAGUACAGACCUCUGGAACGAAUUAAGUACUUAACCAGAGGUACCACUGUACUUGUGGAGGGUAUUGUGACCUCUAAAAAGCUCAGAAAAAAUGUUUCUUUUAAAAAUAAUAAUAAUAAUAAUAAUAAUAAUAAUAAUAAUAAUAAUGGCGACUCAGCUAUACAGCUGCAAAUAAAACGUUUUAAGUGUGUUUUAAGUGCAGUAUACAAUGUGAUACUAGGUGGCGAUGGUGAGCCUUAUGGAAAAUUCAAUGCAUUUUUAAAAACGCUUUUUUAAUAUAUAAGAAAAGCAUCUUCAGAACAUUUUUUAUAUGUGCGUAGAUUCCACCUGGAUUGGCUUCCAGGCCAACUAGUGCAGCCUAGGCAGCCUGUUCUUAUACAGUUGACAACUAAAUGAAUUAUAGAAACCUGGCUUAUUUUUGUUUUUUCCCUUUCCACCCAUGUAGAUAAACUGUGUGACCAAAUCAGUGAUGCUGUUCUUGAUGCUCAUAUUAAGGUUGAUCCAGAUGCUAAGGUCGCUUGUGGUAAGUCUCAUCUAUGGCCUAGCAGAGCAAUUUGUGUUUGUGUUUCAUUACAUCUUUGCAGGGGUUUUUCUUUAAAGCGUGCAGUAAAAAUACAGGUGUUCAUUACUGAGGAAGAAAUGGCCUUUCCCCAACGAUAAGCUUUAUUACUGGGAAAAUAAAUAUUCCCUUUUCCCCUCUCAAGGUGAUGCAUCUACUGCAGCUUGAAGCACCUGGUGUGCUGCAGCUGGGCAACUAUUACUGGAAUGUAUUGGCCAGUUCCUGUGUCAGCACAACUCCUCUGUCCAUUUCUGCAUUAUUUUGAACCCCCAUAACAUCUAUUUUUCUGACUAUUUUAGUAGGUGAACUGCCAAAACGCUUAUAUUUAUUUUUUAAACAAUAAGGCAGGGGGAAGAAACUGAAUAUGGAGAACAUCAGCAAGACUCCUUACUUCUGUACAGCAGACUACCACUAUUAUAUGUGUAUCAAUUUGUGCAACCUUCAUUCUAGAGCCUAAGCUAUUCAACAUUAACCAGAAUUAUAGUGCAUUGUCUGCCUAGUUUAAUUAUAAAGGAGGGGAGUAGCAAAGAGGUGUUCCCCCUGUGUUGUAAUUGUAUCCCAAUUGGUUGCAAAGAGUCAUCAUAAUUUAAACAUUUCAAGCCCAGUGUCUGCAAAUUCUAGACAAAGAUUCCACAGUGGACAGCAGGUCCUUAAAGCUAAGGCCUCCAUGCUACUAGGAAUUAGGUGUUGGAGACAUACACAACAAAACGGCUAAUGCUGAAAUUAUUUUACCAAUUGGCAAACAAAAGCUUUCUAGCACAAUUCUAUAAAAGGUAAAGGGACCCCUGACCAUUAGGUGCAGUCGCGGCCGACUCUGGGGUUGUGGCGCUCAUCUCGCUUUAUUGGCCAAAGGAGCUGGCGUGCAGCUUCCAGGUCAUGUGGCCAGCAUGACUAAGCUGCUUCUGGCGAACCAGAGCAGCGCACAGAAACGCCAUUUACCUUCCCGCCGGAGCGGUACCUAUUUAUCUACUUGCACUUUGACAUGCUUUCGAACUGCUAGGUUGGCAGGAGCAGGGACUGAGCAACGGGAGCUCACCCCGUCGCAGGGAUUCGAACCACCGACCUUCUGAUCGGCAAGUCCUAGGCUCUGUGGUUUAACCCACAGCGCCACCUGCGUUCCUUAAUACAUAUCCAUUAAAACAAAAACAAAAUUGCAUACUCCUGGGCAGUGCUGUUUUUCUCAAAAAAGAGGUGCCAGAACUCACCAUGAACACCUCUCUCAUUCUCUUCGAAUGGCAAUGGCGCCCACUUGUGAGAUGCCAGAACUGAGCUCUGGCAAGUUUUGGCUGAAAAAAUAGCCCUGCUCCUGGGUAAGGGGAUAUAGAAUUAUAGCUUUACAGUGCAAUCCGAACCAUGCCUGCUCAGAAGUAAAUUCAGUGGGACAUACUCCUACGACACUGGAUUAUAGGGUUGCCAUAUUUCAAAAAGUAAAAAACAGGACCCCACCAAAAAUUGUUGAAGACUUGGGAGUUCUUGAUAAUUUUUUCUUUUAAUGCCGCCUUUCGGAAAUUCCCCCGGGCAUCAAUUCAACCUUUGAAAUCCUGUUAAUGUCCAGGGAAAUCAGGACGCAUGACAGCCCUAUGAGAUUAGAAGUGCAGCCUAAACUGUUUAAUUAUUGAACCAAUUAAAAUUUGCAGGACUAGUAAUAACAGCAGAACCUACACCCUUCAAUUUCAUGUAGAAGUUGUGUCAGUAUCAUUUACAAGGGCUGGAAACUUACAGCCAAGGGGGCAUAUCAAAACACGGCAGGCAAUAUUGACCACAGACUAUUAGCUAUUGAUUAUUAAUUGGCUUGGAGCCAGAUGGGCAAGGAUCACAGAGGACUGCUUACAAAGAGCUUCUUAAGAGCCGUUAUAACCCCUUGGACUUUGAUUAUUAUGAUAAAUGGUUAUUAAGGCAGCAGUUCAGGUACAGAGUCACUCUUUAUAGUUCCCUUCCAUGCAUGCUGAGUGAAAACCAGCCCUUGCCAAUUUCUUCCUAAGUUAUUCUCUUCCUGAAAACAACUUUUUGUCAGGUAACAUGUCACAUAAUGCUCCACCUUUGAAAUCCCAUUAAUGUCCAGGAAAUCAGGAUGCAUGACAGCCUUAUGAGAUUAGAAGGGCAGCCUAAACUGUUUAAUUAUCGAACCAAUUAAAGUUUGCAGAACCUAUGCCCUUCAAAAAUUUGCAGAACCUAUGCUCUUGCACUGAUCCCAUCACCUCCUGGCAAAUAGAAGGGGAAGAAAUGGAAGCAGUGAGUGAUUUUAAUUUCUUGGGCUCCAUGAUCACUGCAGAUGGUGACAGCAGCCACGAAAUUAAAAGACGCCUGCUUCUUGGGAGAAAAGCAAUGACAAACUGAGACAGCAUCUUAAAAAGCAGAGACAUCACCUUGCCAACAAAGGUCCGUAUUGUUAAAGCUAUGGUUUUCCCAGUAGUGAUGUAUGGAAGUGAUAGCUGGACCAUAAAGAAGGCUGAUCGCCGAAGAAUUGAUGCUUUUGAAUUAUGGUGCUGGAGGAGACUCUUGAGAGUCCCAUGGACUGCAAGAAGAUCAAACCUCUCCAUUCUUAAGCAAAUCAGCCCUGAGUGCUCACUGGAAGGACAGAUCGUGAAGCUGAGGCUCCAAUACUUUGGCCACCUCAUGAGAAGAGAAGACUCCUGGAAAAGACCCUGAUAUUGGGAAAGAUGGAGGGCACAAGGAGAAGGGGACGACAGAGGAUGAGAUGGUUGGACAGUGUUCUCGAAGCUACCAGCAUGAGUUUGACCAAACUGCGGGAGGCAGUGGAAGACAGGAGUGCCUGGCGUGCUCUGGUCCAUGGGGUCACGAAGAGUCGGACAUGACUAAAUGACUAAACAACAACAACAUGCCCUUCAAAAUGCAAAUGCCCCCCAAAAUUGAAAGGUCUUUAGUUGCAAGUCGUCACCAUUACAUUUUUUUUUUUAAUUUAAUAUUUAUUAAAUUUUCAAAAAGUAACAAGUAACAACAAAAAUUUCCAAAAAAGUUGAAAAUACAAAAAAAAACAAAAAUAAUACAGAAAUAAUAAAGAAGAAAAAACCCAGCCGCAAAAAAGAAAAAAAGAAAAACAGAAAAACAGAAAUAUAAAAUCCUUUACGAUCUCCAUUAACUUCCUUUCUAGACUUCCUCCUCCUCCCCUCUCUUGUUUCUUAGUAUUUAAUUUUUACAGCAAAUCCUUUCUGUUUUUCAUAACAAUCUAUCAUUGCGUUUCCUUAUUCUAUUUUCCCUCUUGUCAUAUAAAAACUUUAAAACUCAAAGCUUAUAUUCAAUAUUUAGCAAAUUCUUACAUCAUUACCUUUUACAAAUCAUUUACCAAUCCUUACUUAAGUCAUAUAAUUUCAUUCAACAUCCUUCAAACAUUUAUAAACAUUCCCAAUAUUAAAAAAUAAGAAAGAAAAAUAAUAAGUCAGAUUCAGUCCAGUCAACUUCCAGCCUCCCUCCCUGGACCCGGGAUUGUCAGUCCUUUUAACCUCAAUAAUCCGGCUCCUUAACCUGGUUGUCUCGUAUCCGAGGCCCUCAAGUCUCUUUCUUGCCCCUUUCGCCACUCUUGUUGAUAUUUCCCUUUCAGUCGUGGAUACUCCAGCAAGAAGAUGCUUUUGACUCUUUGCAGCAAGUCCAUCCCAAACCCAUUACCCAAGCCAGACAGCAGAUAAUACCACUUCCAAUUUCCACAAAACUUGGAGACUUCGACUACUCCAAUCCUCUGAUGGCCCAUCACUAGACUCGGAAAGUCCAAAUAACCAUAUAGAGGGGUGUCAAUCCAUCCCCCCAUUUCCAAAUCUGACCACAUUUCAUCUUUCCGAAUCAGGUUUGUCCCAAGUUCAUUUAUCAAGUUCAAAGGCUGAUCUUGCCCAUCCAUAGGUCCCUCCAUCUCUGAAGCCUCCGUCGCUACAGCAGGUUCAUAUACUUGUAUAGACUUUAACUGAAUUUCAUUUGUUUGCUGCUGUGCUCUGGUAACUUCCGUCAUCAUCAAGGUCGACUCCUGACGCAUCUGGUCCAGCUGGGCACUUAAUUUUGCAAAACCUUCCAGGAACACUUGUUCAAGCCUUUGUACAAGCAUUGUCCUUCAAGGUCAAAGAAAAUUCUUUCCCACGAGAAUGGUCCUUCUCUUUUAAACUCUCUGCAUUGCAAUUUCACUCAGUUCCACUAGAUGGAAAACCCUUUUUUUUUUUUUUUUUAAGAGGGGGAAAAACAACAGUAACAAUCUUUCUUUUUCCAGAAACACUUUAUCCAAAAUCCCCCUUUCAAAUUCAAGAGGCAACAGUAGAAUCAAAAUGUUACCCUUCUUUUAACUAUCUGUCGAGCUGGAUAAGCUUCAAAACGUCAGUUCUGACAGCCCGCUCCUGGUUCAGGGCGGUGGAAAAUUACUUUAUUUUAAACUCACUUCCGCAGGGUUGAAAAGAUCAAAACAACCCCCUUCUUCUCCUGCAAUCAAAGGGGGGGUUCAGAAAUCUUAGAUGUUGAAUUUUAGUUCUCUCAGAAUUUAGUUUUCAAGCUUUAGUAUAAUUUGUCUUUGCUUUCUUCACGUAACAAAAGAACGGAAGGCGACUUCCUGUUUAGACCUUUCCGUUCCGAGUCCCAAUUAAAUUCAAUUUCAAGUUCAAGUCCAAUGUUAUUUAUUUAUUCACCAAUCUUAAAAGUAGUUCAGCUCUUCCAGGAUCAGGUACUCACGGAUAGAUGUUUUAGAUGCCAAAUUGUCCAGGAAAAGGCAGCGCUCUCAGAAAGCGGCAGUGCGGCUUUGCUGCACGGAGGAAGCAGUCGACUCACAGCACCACGCACCUCCCACUCCGGAGCCCGUUACCGGGCUCCUGUACAAGGGGAGAGCGCUCUCGGUGCCCGCCGAGUCCCACGCCCACAGGCUUCUUCCGCCUGUGGUUUUUAAGGGUCCCCGCUGCGCCGUAGCGGCAGGACCCAAGCCUCCGUGCAGCGGGUUCCCUUCAGUUCGAAGGGAAUUCCGCCAUUUUCCGGAGGCGCCACCCCGCAAGUCGUCACCAUUACAAAGAAGAAUGUUCCAUUUGGACAAGGCCCUACUCUGAGUGGAUAUGUGCCUAAUUUCAGGUAUCUAGGGCAAGGCCUUAACUAGAUGCCUUAAAGAUACAAGCAGGGACAUAAGUGCACACUGUCUAUAUUGGGGAAAAUAAAUAUUUGGUGUGUGUGUAUCUAUCUAUCUAUCAUCUAUCUAUCUAUCAUCUAUCAUCUAUCAUCUAUCAUCUAUCUAUCUAUCUAUCUAUCUAUCUAUCUAUCUAUCUAUCUAUCUAUCUAUCUCACUCACUAUAUAACUAGCUUUCUUGAAUUAUGUUUCUGCAGAAUGUGUGGCCAAAACUGGGAUGAUCUUGCUAUGUGGUGAAAUUACCUCCAAAGCUAUCAUUGAUUACCAGCAAGUAGUGAGAGACACCCUUCAGAAGAUUGGUUAUGAUGACUCUUCCAAAGGUGGGUUGUGGUAACUUGAAUAAGCCACUGGAGAUAGACAAAGUAUGGAUUCUGUUUAAGAGGAAACAAGUAGGUGCUCAUCAGAGCCUCUCGGUGACUAUAAUGUUAUUUUACCUAGAAUCUACUCACUUAACAAGCUUUACUAACUGCUGUGAAAGAUGUUGUGUGAAAUGAGAAGUUUGAAGCAGCUUCUACAUGUUAUAAGGAGCACUGUCUCUUUGGAACAGGCAUAGGCAAACUCCGCCUCACCCCCAAAUGUUUGGGACUACAACUCCCAUCAUCCCCUGGCUAUUUAAUGAGCAUUCGUUCUGAAUUGUUUCUGGGAAGAUUCAACGAUGUUGUGUCGAAACAAGUGUUAGCCCACAGUUUCUAGUGCAUUUAGUCAUCGUUUCCCUUUCCGUUUUUUGCAAAAAGUCAGAUAUUUUAUGGUAGCAGGUUUGUUGCGCAAGACCUCACCAUCAAUUUAAAUUACGCAACCUGAAUAUACUGGAAUGUGAUUGAAUCCUACUCAAAAUUAGUGACAGCCUGUGCAGUACAAUGUGUCUAAAUGGUUAAAAGGAGAUUGAUUGCAACAACUGCUCCUCCUAUGACUCAGUGAGUUUUAUUUAUUUUCCCAGCAAUUAUGAUGUUUAGGUGAAAAUGGUAAAUGCAUUGGCCACCAUCAAACAUUGAGUUAAGUGUAAUGAAAUCCAGAUGUAAAAGAUACAGAGAUGCUGAAUUAGAAAUAAAAUUGAGUUGAAAACCAUGCAAAACUCCACCACAAAAGGAAUUUAAUGUUCAGUUCACCUGGAAAUCAUACGAACUACUUGCAGGUGUCAUUCAGAGGUUUUUGGAAUUAAUUCAGUGAUUAGUUAAUUUGAAUUAAUGCAUUCCAAGCACUGGUGUGAUGUGCCAACCAGGCCAUUGCGUCCAAGCCAGUUGCCCGUUAUUGUGGCUUGCUAUUCACUUCACAGGGUUGGAUUACAAGACUUGCACUGUGCUGGUAGCCCUGGAGCAGCAGUGCCAUGAGAUCAAACAAGCCAUCAGCGAGGGGAAAACUGGGGAUGAUAUUGGAGCUGGAGACCAGGUAACACGCUACUGUUUGGAUUCCCACCCUCUUCUAUGAAGCACUUCAGGCCCCUACAUUUUCUGUCUGUGACCCCAUCUGCAUUAUACAUUUAAGGCAGUAUCAUACUACUUUGAGCAGUCAUGGCUUCCCCCAGAGAAUCCUGGGAACUGUAUUUUCUUAAGGGUGCUGAAAGUUGUUAGGAGAACCCUCUAUCCUCCUCACUGACCUCAAAUUUCCAGAGUUCCCUGGAAGGGUGAUUGAUUCUUCAGCACUCUGGGAACUGUAGCUGUUUGCGUGUCGAGACCCCGCAGCCACCCCCUCAUUGGAAAUAACUCACACAAGGACACGGAUAUUAGGUUUAUGUUAUUGGGCAAAUUUUGGCCACAACUUUAUUGAAAUUACAGAAUGUGAGCGGUAUUGGCUGAGGCAUUGAUUGGACCUGACUAUAUCUGACUCCUGCCCAUUGUGCAGGAAGUCCCCAGUAAGGGUAAGCCACGGGUAGGGGGGUCGAUGCGGACCAACUCAAGCUCCCCCUGGUGUUCCCAUCGGGGUGGUGUCAAGGCCUUAGCCCCCCAGCCAGGCUUCAGACUAGAACAACACCCCCGGAUUCCUUUAACAGAAUACCCUUAAGCAUGGAGGGGCAGGUGAUGGCCACACCUCCCCUCCCCCACACAAGGUCAAACAAUGCCUAACCCCAACCCUAACAAAGCUGUGAUUAUUGCUACGAGGUAGGCGAAAACCAAGUGGCCAGUGCCAAUUUGCCAAGUGGAAAAAUUCCUACCAGGCCCCUCAGACAACCAAGGCGACCAACCGAAGUCCAUAGCAAGGCCAUUGCCUAACCUGCAAAAUAUGGAGGGAGGGUGGGUGAUUGAGGAAGCGAGCCAAAGAGGAAGUCCUCUGGCCACGCCCCCCCAGCCAGCGGGUUGGCUGGCCGGGCUCUGACGUGGCCAGGAUCCCCCAGGCAACGGGGGACAAGGUCCCCUGCCCCCGGUGGGGAGUGGGUGGCCACGCAGUCCACUGCAACUCCUCCCCACUGGGAAGUGGAGCGGAUCUCUUGGAAAUUGUAGCUCAAUUUUAGAGGGAAAGAAGGGGAAGAGGUUAGCUGCCUCACUUCUACCUGCGCAUGUGUUACUUUACAGUGGUACCUCUGGUUGUGAACAGGAUCCGUUCCGGAGGCCUGUUCACAACAUGAAAGGAACGCAACCUGCGCCUGCGCAUCUGCGCACACGCAGGUCGCGAUUCGCCACUUUUGCACAUGACGUCCUUUUGCGCGUCUGCGCAUGCGGGAGCGGUGAAACCUGGAAGUAACCCUUUCCGGUACUUCCGAGUUGCUGCAGGAUGCAACCUGAAAAAAACGUAACAUGAAGCAAACGUAACAAGAGGUAUGACUGUAUUGCCGAUCUGCACUCGAAGCUGUAGAAGAAGCCAAUAUCCUUAUGGUAAAUAUAGCCAUGUGAUUUCUAACGCAGGGCUUGAUGUUUGGUUAUGCCACCGAUGAAACUGAGGAGUGCAUGCCCCUAACUAUCCUGCUUGCGCACAAACUUAACGCAAAGAUUAAAUCCCUGGAGAGAACUGGAGUUCUGCCCUGGCUUCGACCCGAUGGGAAAACACAGGUUGGUAUAUACCGAGGACUGUCAAAUAUAAUGAGCAGAGCUGAAGUCUGAAAUAAGUGAGAAGUGCUUAUGUCCCAUUGAAAUUACCCAUUCGAAUGCUCAUGUGAACAUGGUCAAUGCUAUGUUGAAGCUAGAAUAUUGUAAACAAUCAACAUAUGGAUAGAGUUCAUCCCUAGCCCAGUGUAGAUAACUGGCAGAGCCAAGUGGUAUCAAGCUUUUGCUGGGCUCUGCAGCUUCACCCAACAAACUGUUCGUCUGUUUGAAUCAUACCCUAUGAACAUAAAUCAAGCCCUGCUGGGUUAGGCCAGAGGUCCAUCCUCCACUUCAGCAUCCUGUUCUCAAAGCGGCCAAGGCAACUUCCUGUGUCCCAGCUAAAGUCACAGUGAUCUGUGUGACUGCUGCUUUCUUUUCUGCAGGAUAGAAUGCUGAUCCGAUAUCCUACCUGUAGAUUGGGUUUAAUAAACAUUGCUUAUCCUUUAGCUUCCACAGUCCAUCAAUCCUGACUACUACGGUAGUAAGCUAGCUGGUUAGGUAAAGGUAAAAGUAAAGUACCCUUGGACAGUUAAUUCUAGUCAAAGGCAACUAUGGGGUUGCAACGCUCAUCUUGCUUUCAGGCCGAGGAAGCCGGCGUUUGUCCACCAACAGCUUUCCGGGUCGUGUGGCCAGCAUGACUAAACCGCUUGUGGUGCAAUGGAACAGAAACCAGAGCGCACGGAAACGCCGUUUACCUUCCCGCCACAGCGGCACCUAUUUAUCUACUUGCACUGGUAUGCUUUCGAACUGCUAGGUUGGCAGGAGCUGGGAAAGAGAAAUGGGAGCUCAUUGCAUCAUGGGGAUUCAAACCGCUGGCCUUCCAAUCGGAGAGCCCAAGAGGCUCAGUGGUUUAGACCACAGCGCCACCUGCAUCCCCUUUGCUAGCUGGUUAGCAGCAGGUGGAUGAAUCUUUCUUGAUAUACCAGGAUAGCAUUCUCUGCACAAUAUUCCAAGUAGUCGGUGGCUACUGACCUUGAUGGCUGUGUUCUUCCUUCACUGCUGGAAGCAGUAUUUUACUGAAUAUCAGUUUCUGGAAACUACAGGAUGGGAGAGUGCUCUUGGUCCUCAGAUCCUGCUUGCAGGAAUUUGGUUAGCGACUGUGAGAACAGGAUGCUGGACCAGAUGGGUCAUUGGCUGGAUCCAGACACUCUUAUUAUCUUCUUAUUGUCUAUACCGAUUCAUGUCUGCAUUGCAGUAAAAGGAAAAUUAAAGUGACUAAUAGAAAAGGUUCUAUUGGGAGUUCGGUGGAACUUACUUUUUAGGAUCAGGAUGCAAUAAAAUAAUGCAACAUAAGAUAGCGGAAGAUAGAUGAAAAACAAAACAGUAGCUCAGGCUUGUUCAGCAGAGUUGUAUAAAGUGGCGGAAGCAAAAAAUAUAACUGUUUAAACCUACGGCCAAUCUUGUAGGUCACGAUGGAAUACCGAGAUGUCGGCGGUGCGCUGGAGCCAAUCCGGGUGCACACCUUGGUCAUUUCUGUACAACACGGUCCUGGGGUGCCAUUGCAGAAAAUACAGAAAGAGCUGAUGGACAAAGUUGUGAAAGAAGUGGUUCCAGCAAAAUACCUGGAUGAAAACACAGUCUAUCACCUCCUGCCGAGUAAAGCCUUUCUAGCAGGUGGUCCUAAGGUAUUGUACCCUUAACCUCCAAACCUCUAGAUAUACAAUAAUGAGAGAGAGAGAGAAAGCAUGAAUCUGACUGGUUUUUCAUUUGCCCUGCCUCUUUCUAUGGGGAAACUGCUGUUUGCCGCUGAAUCAGAACAAAUGUCAAUCUGCGGGGGGGGGGGGGGGGACAUUUGCCAAAGCUAGUAAAUGAGAUAGAACACAACCCCAAUGCAACAAACAAAGUACCGCAAGGUUACCAGGCUAUUGCUUGAUUUAAAUCUUAAAUUUCUACCCUUGUUUGUAGUUUCCCUUUAACCUGAGGCUGCUUAAAAAAGACAUUUGUGCUCCAAACAGUUUGUGCGCGUGUGAUACCACUGUUGUAGUGGAAUCCUAUACAUGCCUCCUCAAAAGUGUGCCCUGUUGAUUUAUGUUUACACCUAGAUAAGUGGGCAUGGGAUUGCAAUCCCGGUGCCAGGCUUUUUACACUGCAAUGACAUAUUGAAGCGGUUAUGAUCUUGAGAGAUGAAUUUGACACUCUUCUUGUUAGCAAAGUAAACAUCCUGGUGAUUUUUUUUAUUUACUGUAUUACUGCUCUAUAAGACUCACUUUUUCCCUCGUGAAAAGUAAGGGGAAAUGUGUGUGUGUCUUAUGGAGCGAAUGCAGGCUGCGCAGCUAUCCCAGAAGCCAGAACAGCAAGAGGGAUUCAGAAUAUUUUUUUUCUUGUUUUCCUCCUCCAAAAACUAGGUGCGUCUUAUGGUCUGGUGCGUCUUAUAGAGCGAAAAAUGCAGUAUUUAAAAAAUGUAUUUCUUUUCUUUUCAGUCUGAUGCUGGCCUGACUGGCAGAAAGAUCAUUGUGGAUACCUAUGGAGGCUGGGGUGCUCAUGGAGGGGGUGCUUUUUCGGGGAAAGAUCCCUCCAAAGUUGAUCGUUCAGGAGCCUAUGCAGCUCGCUGGGUGGCAAAGUCCCUGGUGAAAGCAGGCCUUUGCAGGAGAGUAUUGGUGCAGGUAAGAGGGGGCGAGUGCAGCCUUGGAGCAAAUGUGGGGGAAUUGCACAACAGAGAUGAAACCCAGUAUGUUUGGAGGAAAGCCUUUAUGCUGAGUGCUGCUUGAUUAAAAACUGCUUGGGACAAUUCUGCACCGCGGGUAACCUUAGGUGGUGUACACACUGCCGUUUACUCUGCAUCCAGUGAGCUCUUACCAGUCGUUUGGGAAGCGGUAAAAGGUAAAGGUAAAGGGACCCCUGACCAUUAGGUCCAGUCGUGACCGACUCUGGGGUUGCGGCGCUCAUCUCGCUUUAUUGGAUGAGGGAGCCGGCAUACAGCUUCCGGGUCAUGUGGCCAGCAUGACUAAGCCGCUUCUGGCGAACCAGAGCAGCGCACGGAAAUGCUGUUUACCUUCCUGCCAGAGCAGUACCUAUUUAUCUACUUGCACUUUGACGUGCUUUCGAACUGCUAGGUUGGCAGGAGCAGGAACCGAGCAACGGGCGCUCACCCUGUCGCGGAGAUUUGAACUGCCGACCUUCUGAUCGGCAAGCCCUAGGCUCUGUGGUUUAACCCACAGCGCCACCUGGUACAGCCAUUCAUAUCUAUCUUGUUGUUUCUUACUAAGUGCUGCUUUUCUGAUCUGUUGUUCCCAAAACCAAAUUUGAUCUGAGCUGAGAAAAAGCAUGACCUAAUGCUGUUUUAAGCCAGCAAUGUGUGCACAGCCUAAGUCUCGUUAGAGGAGAUAGUGAAAAACUGUCCUAGGCUGUCUUUAUUGAGUAGCACCAAAUCUUUCCCUUGAUAGAGUUGGCUUGAAACAUUCGAAGAACUCUGUUUGCAACUUUCCUCCCCUUGGAUUUUUCUAUAGCUGUUACUGAUUUUCUAUUUGCGAAUCAAGGUUAUCUUCCAGGCAGCAUCCUUAGUCAAUGGGAACCAUUGCGAUGUUACAAAUGCUGCGUUUAUUGUGGACAUUUUUUCAACUGUGUGAUAAACAACAGGGGUUAAUUGCAUUCAUAAAAUGUAUUAAUUUUAUGGGGGUGUGGGUACCUAAGUACAUAACUGCUGUGCCUCAUGUUGGUACUAUGGAUAGCACAGAUUAUACCAGUGUUUCCUCAAAUCCCCUAAUUACUAGGGGAUCCCUUUUCUGAAUGAAACUUGCGAGAGAUGCUUCACACUUGCAUCCAAAGUGGUUUAAAAAGAGUCAGUGUGGUGUGGUGGAGAGAAGGUGUUGGACUUAGACAAGGGCGACCCCGGUUCAGGUAUCCACUGAUAAAGUAAACCAGGAACAGAUCCCAAGCUGUAAUGCUAUCAGUUCAUAUGAACUCAAAUGCUCUUUAGCUACAGUGAACUUAUAUAUCCUUCAGCUGUCUUACGCGAUUGGAUUGAGUCACCCACUGGCCAUCUCGGUGUUCCAUUACGGUACUUCGGACAAAUCAGAAGAUGAGCUGCUGGAUAUCAUUCAGAAGAACUUUGACCUUCGCCUUGGGCCAAUCAUAAGGUUUGUCCUUUUAAAAAUGGAUCUUUGGAUGCCUACGGUAAAGUUUUCCCUUCAGAUGAGAGACCAAGAAUGUGUCCUCGCCUUAAGAGUGCACCCAGUGGAUUUCUCACUUUGAAGAGAGGUCAGGAUUCAACCCGCCACAAGAGUUUGCUUGGGGAUUCUUUAGAUAGCGUUUGUUAGUCCCGUGCUACACCUGGUGGGCUCAGCCCAACUUAGAAGAGAGGACCCCUAAGAGCUCUAAACUAAUCAGGAAAACCUUCUAGAACCUAAGUUCCAUUCUUAUCUCAGAUGGUUGGAAUAAAAUGGUCUGAAAUGAUGGAGCGUUUGUCCCUACUACCAUCAUCCAGUCCAUUUAUCUGAAUGGAACGGAACUCCCUUCUGUUUAUUCUAGUCAUAUGUGAGGAAAAGGUAAAAGAGCUCGCCAUCUGAAAAACCCUUAAGGAAGAAGGUUAAAAGUAAAAAAAACCCUACUUGACUCAUUCAAGAUGUGGUGUUGUCUGCCUUCAUUCAUCCCAUCCCAUCCCAAUCAGGACAUCUGAAGCUUCAGCAAUGAAACAGUUUAGACAGAGCUUACAUAGAAGCUGGGGGUUCCACCCAUUCCUACCUCUCAGACAGGCCCUGAUCUGAGCAGGUCCUUCCACACUGUUCCCCUUUCUUCUGAGUAGCCUCAUGUGAAGUGUGGUGGCUCUGAAGCCACUUAGGAUUUCUCUGCUAGUCUUGUGAGAUAACAGAAAUGUUUUCUUUGCCUACAGAGAACUGAACUUGAAGAGUCCCAUUUAUCAACAGACUGCAUGCUACGGGCAUUUUGGAAGAGAAGAAUUUACAUGGGAACAACCUAAAAAGCUGGUUUACUAGUUAUGGGUUGCUUCCAGAUUGGCAUUUAUUGUGGAAUACAACAAAUUACUCACAGUAUCCACACAACAUUGUUGGCAUCAAAAUGCAGCCUGUAUUCAUCCCUGCAUUGAAUCUGGGUUUACCCUUUUCAGAAAAACCAGAUUAUGGUUUUAAAAAAUGUUGACUCUCAAAAAGAAGGGGGGCAAGGUUUGAAAGAAGGCAAUCAAAUCUAAAAUGUCCAGAGGAAUAAAAUGUGAAGUUUCUGCG